Brienomyrus brachyistius is the source of this 5645-nucleotide messenger RNA. It is a transcript of the gene kcnk7, whose product is annotated as potassium channel, subfamily K, member 7. Lineage: Eukaryota; Metazoa; Chordata; Actinopteri; Osteoglossiformes; Mormyridae. Gene Ontology annotation, biological process: potassium ion transmembrane transport; stabilization of membrane potential. Bases 1551 to 2351 code for a protein of 266 amino acids. Gene Ontology annotation, molecular function: potassium ion leak channel activity. The transcript has 3 exons. Gene Ontology annotation, cellular component: membrane. The record is from RefSeq and is a predicted model, not a curated record.
UCAGAAUUCUCAGGGCAGAUGUGCUCUUAUUCUGAAGGAUUGUUCGACUUCCUGAAAUUUUUUAAACUUCCUGAAGUUCAGCGGCAACCGGAUCUUACUCUCUCUGCUUCCUUUUCUUGUUGCUAAUAAAAAAAGAAAGUGUUUCAUCCCUUUCACGGAUUAAGCAACUGUCUCCUGUCUUUUUCCUCUCGCCACAUGGGUGACCCCGACAUCUCCUCGUACGUGUUCGAGAUUUCCCUCAGCAUGACAGCUAACGCUGUGGCUUUAAAGCUGCCGGACUUCUGGCGUGACAAUGCCGCUGUGUGGUUCCCACAGGCUGAAGCCCAGUUUGACGUCCGGGGCAUCACGCAGGAUGACACAAAAUACUAUUAUGUUGUUGCUGCAUUGGACAACGCCACAGCAUCGCGGGUGGUGAGCUUUCUACAAGAUCCCCCAGCGGACGGCAAAUAUGAAGCUUUUAAGGCUGCUGCUAGCAACUCAAGUUGUCGGAGCCGGAGCGGGCGCGUCGGCUUCUCGCCUUGCCCUGCUCGGGAGAUCAGAAACCAUCCGAGCUUAUGGACCACAUGUUGUCUUUGAUGGGCAGACAUCAAUCCUGUUUUAUUUCUUGCGGGCUAUUUAUGCACCAGAUGCCAGCUCCGGUUCGCUUGGCCCUAGCAAGCUCCCCAGUGACAGAUUUCCGCGAGUUGGCGAGGACAAACGGACCGAGUUUAUAUUGCCAGUCGGCAGUCCUGCGCCGUGCUGGACAGCGGAGGGCCGGCUGAUUUCACUUUUUCUGCCUCUGUUGUCGUUGCUGCGGCUCAGUGUGACUCUGAAUGUAGUCACUGUUUUUAUCAUGCCCGUUUUGGUGUGCGCGCUAAGAAAUGCAUCCCGCCCUGCUCCUUCAAGCCGCCGGGAAACGUAAGGACCGGCGCCCUGUAGCUGCGCUGGUCGCCAGAUGGCAAAGCAGUCUGCUGUUCGUCGAAGACUCCGUUUCUGGUCGGCGCUUUCUGUGUGACACGGGCGUUUUGGUGAGCGUCCUCCCUGCCUCACAACUGGACAAGCAGUCAGGAGUGCGUGGUUUUCCCCUAGAGGCUGCUAACAACACUUCGAUUGAAACUUUUGCCAAUCAACCAGUAGACCUCUGUUUUCAUGGACAGCGUUUCCGAUGGGUUUUUGUGUUGGCGUCUGUUUCCACUCCAUUGCUGGGGGCUGAUUUUUGUGUGCCAACAACUUUCUGGUGGAUGUUAAAAAUAAGCGCCUGAUGAACGCUGAGACUUUUUGCUCUUUUCCGUGCACACUCAGCAGGGCUGGCCCUUCCAACCUGUCUGAUGUUUCUGCUUCGACUGAUGUUUUCCAGCGCCUCCUUCCAGAGUUUUCUACCCUCACCACACCCACCUUUUCUGCAUCCUAAGCAAAACAUGGUGUGCAGCACCAUAUAACCACAGCAGGCCCGCCAGUGCAUGCCAAAGCUAGGCGCCUAGACCCUGAGAAGCUGGCUAUCGCCAAAGAGGAGUUUACCAUGUUGGAGCAUUUGGGGAUUUUUCUGACAGCCCUGGUCUUCUCCUCUCCAUAUGAUGCCCAAGCCUGGGGGUGACUGGCGCCCCUGUGGGGACUAUAGAUGCCUUAAUGAUGCCACUACCCCAGUUCCACACAUCCAAGGUUUCUUUGCCCAUUUGGCAGGUUAUGGCAACACUGUCCCCCUCUCCGAUGAAGGCAAGGUCUUCUGUGUACUGUACUGCCUGGUGGGCAUGCCUCUUACCAUGCUGCUGAUGUCAUCCUCCACCCAACGCCUUCUGCCUUUUGUCACCCAUGCUCCAGUGUGCCACUUACAGGAGCGCUGGGGGAUGUCCUAUGCUCAGGCUGCCCUGCUCCAUGCCGGUCUGUUACUCACCUGCACUGCGCUGCUCUUCUUCUUGUUGCCUGCCGCUGGGCUCUGCUUGCUGGAGCGUGAUUGGAGCUUCCUGGAGUCCCUGUACUUCUGCUUCAUCUCCCUCAGUACCAUCGGCUUGGGGGACUACCUGCCGGGAAGGACCCGCAGCCUGACUGUGCGACGGGGCCUGGAAUUCGCCACCUCCUGUUACUUGCUGCUUGGCCUGGUGGUGCUCCUGGUGGUGCUGGAGACCAUGUUGAACCUCCCACAGAUACGCAGCCUAGUCCGCUUUGUCAAUGGUCCUCGGGAGGGGCCACUGAUGGGGGUUGACAUGGAUGAGCUGGUUCUCAGUGAAAGUUCUCUGUCUCCAGGAAAUCAGGAAGACGGCCUGGACAUAGUGGAGGUGUCCCAAUACACGAUGCAUAUUUCCACAAUCUCCCCCUCCAUCACAGAGGAGCCCCCAGCCUUACGCACACAGUUCAUCUCUUCCACAGUACCUUAAUCAUGUGUGUGCUUUGACUGUUCCGGAAUCAGAGGUAAUAGAUAAUUAAAACGUGUAAAAGCUUGGGAGAGGCAUGGACACGCUGGCACAUUUUGAGGGCCCAGCACUUGACGGGGGAUUUUGAAUACAAGAAAUUACCCGGAAAAUUGAGGGCAAGGUGACAUUUUAUCAGGGGGCCCAGAAUUUCUAGCUAUACCCCUGCUGACAAAACUAUGUUAUGCAUAGCAACACCACAUUUUUAUAACAUUUUCAGGCCAUAGAUUUUAUUCACCCGUACUAUAUUCACAUUCGCUCAUUUAUCUGACGCUUUUAUCCAUACAUUGAAGUACUUCAUUAAAUUCCAACAAUUGGAUAGUUCUUAAACAUUCCUACGUCUAAUCAGUUAAUUUUAGUCUAGCAUUACAAUGCAUGAAAGGCAGAAAUGAUUGUCAUUGAUUUGAAACACAUUGAAAGUAUCAAAUUUUUUGAGUGAGGCUUCAGUGUAAAUUAGCAGCACAGUGUAGGGCAUUGGUUAUUUAACAAAUCUAUACACCCGUCCAUUUUCUGUCGCUUAUCCGGGGUCGCGUCACAGGGACAGCAGUCUAAACAGGAAUGCCCAGACCUCCCUCUCACCAGCAAACCAGACACCUAUACCUUUUUUUGGCUAUGCUUAGAAAUUCUGUCCAUAAAAGUUAUGAACAGAAUCGGUGACAGAGCAGUCUGACUUCCUUGUGAGGGUGAAGAGAUGAUCCAGUGUUCUGUGACCAGCACAAAAUCUGCAUUGUUCCUUCUGGAUCCGAGGUUUGACUAACAGGCAGACCCUCGUCUGUGGUACCCCGCCAUAGACCUUCCCAGGGAGACUGAGGAGUGUGAUCCCCCUAUAAUUGGAAUGCUUCCUCUGGUCCCCAUUCUUACAGAUUGGGACCACCACCCCAGUCUGCCAAUCCAAAGCCACUGUCCCCAAAGUCCACGCAAUGUUAAAGAGGUGUGUCAGAAAGGACAUCAAGAGCUUUCAAGUACUCGGGGCGAAUCUCAUCCACCUCUGGAGCCUUACCACCCAAUAGUUGUUUGACUACUUCAGUGACCUCAGCCCCAGAGAUCGGCAAGUCCUCCUCUGAGACUUUUGUAAUUGGGGCAGUGUGGCUUUGUGGGUUAGGCCUCUGAAUGGAAGGUUGCUGGUACAAAUUCCAUGAUUGGCUAGAGCAGCCGUGUAACAGGACCCUUAACCCUAGAAAAUGCUCCAGGGGCACCAGAUAAAUGGUAAAACCAAAAUCAUGGGGUAAAACAGAAAAUGUCUUUCCAGUAACGGCAUGCUUUUGUGUUUCUGGAUUGCAUACAAACGUCAAGAAGUUUGAUUUGACUUGAAGCUAGAAUGUCCACUAAUGUGUUUGUUUACCAAAAAGGCAGUAGUGGAACAAACAUCACAAAACUGUAAUCCAAAGAUUUAUUUUCAUAGGCUCCACAAAAAGAAAAGGACAAAGAAAUGGGAAUGCCUAGCAUGUGAGAUAGUGGUUUGCAACACCUAUUCCAACAGAAAUGGUUUAACCCUAGUCCUCAGCAGCCAAUGACACUCACCUGUUCAAACUGGACAAGUGGCCAAAUGGCUCAAAAACACGUGAAUUUUAACACAUAAAAUACAUAUAGAAUACACGUUAACAACACAUGUGUUACACAUUUGACCUUUUUGGGUCUCGGGAGUCUGGAAGGCAAGACAGGGAAUAACCCAGGAUGGGGCAAAGGGCACACACACCAUUCAAAUCUAUGGGCCAUUUGGCAUUUCCAAUUCACCUUAGAAUUUUUUUGGACUGUGGGAGGAUGCCACAGAAGGAAUCCCCAUGAUGACACAAGGAGAACAUGAAAACUCCACAUGCGUAGAGCCAGGAGACUCAAAUCCUGGCGCCAGAUAUGUGAGGGAGCAGCUACACAACAGCUACAUAACCAUACUUUUAACUAUUAACAAAGUAAGACCCUAAUAAGACUUCAAGGGCCAAUAAGUGCAUUAGAUCAUUCAAAGAAAAUUCAGGCUAGCAGAGGAAGACAGAUGGGUCUUAAGGCAUUUCCUGAAGGUAGAGAGGGAGUUUGAUGACUGGACGUGCUUUGGCAGCUCAUUCCACCACUAGGGAACCAUACAAGAGAAUCAUCUGUAGUGACACUUCUCACAUGCUGGAGGUAGUUUGCUGACUGAAUGGGGCGAGAUGGGAAACAAGUGCUAAGCAGCCUUUUGAUGGAGAUGGGUGUCUGUCAAUGGGGUUAUUAUUAUAGCAAAAUUGUUUCCAGAUCUGUAUGGAGAGUUGUGUGACUGUAUCUCAAUCUCUGUGUACAUAGUCCGAUUUGUAAAUGUAUAAAAGAAUUUGUAAAUGCAUACUGACAUCUGCAAAUGUGUAUUCAGAAUCCAUGGGUGUAAUCAUAUUUGUAUGCGUAAGGAAAUUUGCCAGUAUACAGAGAUUUGUACAUGUGUGGACAAAUCUGUAAAUGCGUACAUGAGUAUCAGUGGCUAAAAAGUCUAAGUAUUUAGCUCCAAGAGCUGGAAAUACAGACAAGUCUCUGGUGGACCAUGCAAUUGGUUGUCUUUUUAAAUGCGAUUUUUGCUACACUUCUGCCAUGGCAGGUCUGCAAAUGUGAGUGAAGAUUUGUCUGUGUGUGGAGGCUUUGAGGGCUUAGGGCUUAGUGCUGUCCCACUCAGAAGCCUUUGAGGGCUUAGGGCUUAGCGCUGUCCCACUUGCAAGCCUUUGAGGGCUUACAUAUGGAAUGUCGUCAAGGUAUAAACUGUGAAACAGAAUACCUCUCCACAUGGAUUUUUCCCCUCUUUAUGCCUCAGCAAUGUUUUUGGUGAUGCUUAUCUGAUUUAUCUGGCACUUGCUUCUAUUCCAGGAGAGGUCCUAAAAUGUAUCUGAGUAGAUUUGAAGUUGACACAGUUGUUUUGGUUAGUGUUAUGCACAUGCAUUUUACCAAUAUGAUUUCGGCAAACAAAACAUUGCAAAUAUUGACUCUGCAUAAACUUAAUGUAAUUGUCAACAGAGUCCUUUGACACUUAUGAAAUGCUUGUAAUUAUACUGCAGUAUACCAUAAAGACAUCUGACAAGAAGAUGUGCAAACACUGAACCAGCAAACUUUGUGAAAACCAGUACUCUCAAACAUUUGGCCACAACUGUAUCAUUUAAUUUUACCUAUUUAUUCCUUUAUCACUUUUUUAAAACAAUUUUUAAAUAAUAUUUUAUGCAGUUCUCAUAGUUUUUCCAUCUUGGAUGUUUAGCAUUAAAGUAAGAUUAAUUGUAUAAGAAAAAAUCAUUUAAAAUAUAUUGGUUAUAAAAAUAA